AUGCAGCAGCGAAGUAAGGAAGUGGAAAGAGAAGACAGCCAGUCCUGCAGUGUUGACGUGCGAAUCAGUCAAUCGUCUUCGGUCACAGCAUCGCAAUGCCUUCACCUUCGCCUCUUUCUUUCGAAGCUCUAUCAAAGUAACAGUCAAGAAGGAGACGACAACAACACCGACUGGAAGCUCACAGCUGGUUCGUUUUGGUUUUCCCAGAUCGAGGAUGGCGUGGCGCCUGAGGCCGGUUCAGGCCGAUUUACGCCUAUCGCGGCGCAGCUGGUUGCCAUGGCAAUCACCCCGGACCAUGAGAUGCUUCCACUGCAGCGAACACAAGAUCAAUGUGUUAUUGACUUAUCAUUCAAUGAUAUUUACUUGGAUUGUGAUGUUUUACAUAUAUUUACACGCCAGAAUGAGUGCACUGGCAUGCAAGUAGGCCCGUCGCCUUGA
Aspergillus calidoustus is the source of this 438-nucleotide messenger RNA. The record is from the annotation of a GenBank genome assembly. Lineage: Eukaryota; Fungi; Ascomycota; Eurotiomycetes; Eurotiales; Aspergillaceae.